Messenger RNA from Etheostoma spectabile (orangethroat darter), 1970 nucleotides. RefSeq names its product ClpB family mitochondrial disaggregase (gene clpb). The transcript is spliced from 6 exons. Gene Ontology annotation, biological process: cellular response to heat. Lineage: Eukaryota; Metazoa; Chordata; Actinopteri; Perciformes; Percidae. The record is from RefSeq and is a predicted model, not a curated record. Gene Ontology annotation, molecular function: ATP hydrolysis activity; ATP binding. Gene Ontology annotation, cellular component: mitochondrion; cytoplasm. Bases 43 to 717 code for a protein of 224 amino acids.
UUUGAUGAAGUAGACAAGGCCCACCCUGAUGUUCUUACUAUCAUGCUGCAGCUCUUUGAUGAGGGUCGCCUCACAGACGGUAAGGGGAAGACCAUCGAAUGUAAAGACGCCAUCUUUAUCAUGACAUCUAACAUUGCAAGUGAUGAAAUCGCCCAGCAUGCACUGCAGCUUCGUGAGGAAGCUGAGGUGCUAAGCCGCAGAAAGCUGGCCGACAACCUCGAGGACGUUCAGAAAAGUGAUGACAUCAAAAUCUCCCGACAGUUUAAAGAAUCUGUGAUUCGACCGAUCCUGAAGGCUCAUUACCGGAGGGACGAGUUUCUGGGUCGGAUCAAUGAAAUUGUAUACUUCCUGCCGUUCUGUCACUCGGAGCUGCUCCAGCUGGUCAGCAAAGAGCUCAACUUCUGGGCUAAGAAGGCGAAGCAGCGCCAUGACAUCACUCUUCAGUGGGAGCGCCCGGUUCUGGAACUGUUGGCGGGGGGGUAUAACAUGCAUUACGGCGCACGCUCAAUCAAACAUGAGGUUGAGCGGCGUGUUGUCAACCAGUUAGCGGCAGCGUACGAGCAGGAGCUGCUGCCCAAAGGUUGCACCCUGCGUCUGUCUGUCCAACCAGAGGACCUGCAGGAGCAGAGCACGCCCAGUCUGCGCCUUGAGGUGGUAGGAGAGGACAGCAAAUCCAGAACACUGGACAUACGUCCACCGCUCAGCCCUGAACACUAAGACAGAAACACAGAGGAUAUAUCCAGAUAUUUAUGCACACUUUCCACACACACAUAUCCUCAUCAUCAUCAUCAUCGUAGUGUCAGCAGGAUAGAUGCUUCCUGAUGGAUGUUACAAAAUAAAGGUACCUCUGAUGAACGCAUCACUGCCUCUCUGUUUCAGUACACACAUGCAGUAAUUACAUGCCAACUUUUCAGCAAUAUUGCAGUACAAUAUCUGCAAACAAUGUUUGCUGUAAGCUAUAAAGUCAACUUACUUGACCGUUAAAGUUUGUUAGAACAGACGUUUGUACCAGCUGGGUGCUGAUAGCAAGAGCUGUGCAUACACUUAUUAGAUAUAAAACUAUUAAAUAAAUGUAAAUAUGUUGCAGGUUGUAAAUGUAGAGGCGUCAGCGUGCCUGUGCAGCUUCAUGAACAUAAAACAUCUCAUCAGUGGAGUGAAACCCUCUUAUUAGUCAAAAUAUAAGCUUUGCAUCAAAGUAGCUGUGACAUAGUAAUAAUUCAAUGUCCACAUUGUAGUGUAGAUCACUGAAAACAGCCAAAAUAAAUAAUAUUUUUUAGAGAUAUAAAUAUGUAUGUAAAAAUAAUUAUUAGAUUAAACAUCUGACAUUGGUAGGAUGAAUGGCAGUUUUGUCAUUGCAUGCUUUGGCAGAGUCAAGACAACAACUAAAUCUAAAUGGAUAUUGAUAGAGCAUUAACGGGUAGCAAACAAACCUUUUUAAUACUUAAAAAGGAAUUUGAUUUAGGAAUUUAAAUGUUUUGCCAAAGUUGGAUGAAUAACAUCCAGUUUGUCCAUUCGCUGUAAAAAAAAAGGGAAGUAUUCAUGACCAAAGAUAGUUUGACAUUGCUUCAGAUCGUUGUUCACAUUAAUGCAUAAUUUUACUCACCAGCAGAGCAUCACUGAUAAAUGUUUGUAAACACAAUCUGCUUAUUCCUUUUAUUUUAGCAAAAAAUGGGUUUGUGGAGAAAUACUAAGCAGAAAUGUAAAGCAGCCCAUUUGAAUGAUGGGUAAUAUAACUGCCUUGUGAAUUGUUUUUGUUGAUGCAUGUUAAUAUAAAGAAGUCUCGUCUGUCACAGUGUGUGUCUGCGCAGGCAAGUCUAUCUGACAUUAAGAGUCAUAAAGAAAUAAUAUUCAAAGUGUCGUUUCAUAAAUGUUUCAACAGCAUGUUGACAAGACGCCAAAAUGUAAUCGAGCGACAUUUUUCAUUCUUGUAUCCCAACCUCCACCGCGUAAAUAAAGUCAUCACAACAAAA